AUGAUGAGUCGCCGUCGAGCAACUCACGCUGUGACGUCGACCGACCGAGCUUGGCUAGCGCUGGGUUCCGGCGUGCGCCGUGAGAGGCUAACACUCCACGUGGCUGGGGAGAGACCGAGUGAGGCUGGAAAAGCACGUGACCUAACUGCAAAACUUACCCCACAGCGAUUCAGGGAAGUCGGCAAUGGCCACGGCCAACCAACGAAACUGCGGGUGACCCCUGCGGGCGGCGUGCGGGCGGCGGCACUGGACGGCCCUACUACCGGCCUGGGUUACGGCGAUGGAGCUCAGGCUGGCGCAGCUGGGCAGGCUAACGAGUCAGAAAAGUUGGAUUUCGACUCCGCGUGGCUCUCUGCAGCCAGCCAGCGUCAGGUAUCCGAUCGACUCGUACCGACCAGAUUCAACCACCGGGUAACUGAAGUGUUGAUUUUCCUUUCUCCCUAUUCUGUACCACUAGAUCUUCACCAUGUCCUCGUCCCGCUACCCCACUACCACGACGCCCAGUCUGACAACCAGGCCCACGACCUCCUCGACGACCGCCGCGUCAAGGCCAUCAGGCCCCUCAUCCCGCCCCAGAUCCUCACCGAGGAGCUUCCCCUCACCCUCCGCGGCGCCCAGACCGUUCUCGACGGACGUCGCCAGGUCGAGGCAGUCGUCAAGGGCGACGAUGACCGUCUCCUCGUUGUUGUCGGACCCUGCUCCGUCCACGACCCCGAGCAGGCGCUCGUCUACGCCCGCCAGCUCGCCGACUACACCGAGAAGGCCAAGGACGACCUCCUCAUCGUCAUGCGUGUCUACUUCGAGAAGCCCCGCACGACCGUCGGCUGGAAGGGCCUCAUCAACGACCCGGACAUGAACGGCACCUACCAGAUCAACCGCGGUCUCAAGAUGGCCCGCAAGCUUCUCCUCGACGUUACCGAGCUCGGCCUCCCGACCGCCGGCGAGUUCCUUGGUGAGUACAUGAGACGACCGCUAGGCCGCCGAGCAUCUUGUGCCAUUGCUAUGUGCGCCCGGGUCUCUACCGAGAAGAAGCGUUGGCGCAGAUCAGAACGCAAGCAGGGAGGAAGGUUGAGAGGGAAGGCGCAUGGAAGGCGCAAUAGAAGGCGGGAAGGGCGCCGAUCACUGCGCAAGGGCCGACGGCCAGAACAAAGGAAGGCAAAGAAGGCUGACACGAUUGCAGAUGUCAUUUCUCCCCAGUUCCUGGCCGACCUGUCGUCGUGGGGCGCUAUCGGCGCGCGCACGACCGAGAGCCAGGUCCACCGUGAGCUCGCUUCUGCUCUCUCGAUGAGCGUCGGUUUCAAGAACGGAACUGACGGUUCGAUCGGCAUUGCGAUCGACGCGAUGGGCGCCGCGGCGGCCUCGCACACCUUCCUCUCGGUCACGAAGCAGGGCCUGACUGCCAUCGUCGAGACGGAGGGCAACAACAGCACGCACGUGAUCCUGCGCGGCUCGACGAAGGGCCCGAACUACUCGGAGAAGGACGUGCUCGAGGCCGGCGAGAAGCUGAAGAAGGCCGGGCUGAACCCGCGCAUCAUGGUCGACUGCUCCCACGGCAACUCGAACAAGCAGCACGCGCGCCAGAUCGAUGUCGGGCGCGACAUUGCCGCGCAGCUCGCUGGCGACGGCCCCACCGCCCAGAUGAUCAUGGGCGUCAUGAUUGAGAGCAACAUCAACGAGGGUAACCAGAAGAUUCCCCCCGAGGGACCCAAGGCGCUCAAGUACGGCGUCUCUAUCACGGACGCGUGCAUUAGCCUCGAGCAGACCCUGCCCCUCCUCGAUGAGCUCAGGGAGGGCGUCAGGCAGCGCAGGCGCAACGUCGCCGCUAAGCGCACCCCCGUCUAA
Messenger RNA from Trichosporon asahii var. asahii CBS 2479, 1842 nucleotides. Its product is annotated as phospho-2-dehydro-3-deoxyheptonate aldolase. Gene Ontology annotation, molecular function: 3-deoxy-7-phosphoheptulonate synthase activity. NCBI's taxonomy places the organism in Eukaryota, Fungi, Basidiomycota, Tremellomycetes, Trichosporonales, Trichosporonaceae. The record is from RefSeq and is a predicted model, not a curated record. Gene Ontology annotation, biological process: aromatic amino acid biosynthetic process. Gene Ontology annotation, cellular component: cytoplasm. The transcript has 4 exons. Bases 1 to 1842 code for a protein of 613 amino acids.